This is a messenger RNA of Colossoma macropomum (tambaqui), 1315 nucleotides long. RefSeq names its product coenzyme Q2 4-hydroxybenzoate polyprenyltransferase (gene coq2). The record is from RefSeq and is a predicted model, not a curated record. Lineage: Eukaryota; Metazoa; Chordata; Actinopteri; Characiformes; Serrasalmidae. Gene Ontology annotation, biological process: ubiquinone biosynthetic process. The coding region runs from base 118 to 1284 and encodes 388 amino acids. The transcript is spliced from 8 exons. Gene Ontology annotation, cellular component: mitochondrial inner membrane.
GGGGGACAAUGAAAACUACUGCACAAAAAACACCUUCAUGUGAGGCUGUGCGCGGUUGUGUUGUAAGGGCGGUAUGUUUCUGAAAUGUAGGUAGCUCUCGUUGUCACAACAGACAACAUGAUGUCCACCAGACUGGUGACACUGCUGAACUCACAUCCAGUAAGGAGAAUUGCACCACAGACCUGUUACUCCUAUCUGUCAAGUAUCCAGAAGGACAAGAAAGAUCACACUGCAGCUGGGUUUCCAUCAGGACUCUGUUUUUUCAAGAGAGACUUUUGGAAGCUGAGAGUGGGGUCACUGGCUGGCCAUGACUAUGGACUUUCGAGCAAAAGGUCUUUCAGCCUCACACCUGCUGGGAUAGUAAACGCAGCCCCAUCGUCUGUGCAGCCGUAUCUCCGGUUAAUGAGACUGGACAAACCCAUAGGCACAUGGCUACUGUACCUGCCGUGUACAUGGAGUAUUGGGCUGGCUGCAGACCCAGGCUGCCUCCCUGACUUGCGCAUGCUCGCACUGUUUGGCACUGGGGCUCUGCUGAUGAGAGGAGCCGGCUGCACCAUCAAUGACAUGUGGGACAAAGACUUUGACAAGAAGGUGUCCCGGACAGCCACGCGGCCCAUAGCUGCAGGUCAGAUCUCUCGCUUCCAGGCUCUGGUGUUUUUGGGGGGUCAACUGAGUCUAGCACUGGGGGUCCUGCUCUGUCUCAACUAUUACAGCAUAGCUCUUGGUGCUGCUUCGUUAUCCCUGGUUGUCAGCUACCCUCUAAUGAAGAGAAUAACAUACUGGCCUCAGCUUGUCUUAGGUCUUACCUUUAACUGGGGGGCUUUGCUUGGCUGGUCUGCUGUGAUGGGAUCUUGUGACUGGUCCAUCUGUCUACCACUGUAUUUCUCAGGCGUCAUGUGGACAUUGAUAUAUGACACUAUCUACGCCCAUCAAGACAAAGAUGAUGAUAUUAAGUUGGGCGUAAAGUCCACAGCCCUCAAAUUCCAGGAGCAGACAAAGCCAUGGCUUAGCGCCUUUUCUGUGGCUAUGCUGUCUGGACUGGUGCUAGCAGGGGUUAAUGCUGACCAGACCCUUCCUUACUAUGCAGCAGUUUCCACAGUGGCUGUUCAUUUAGCACAUCAGAUCUAUUCUUUGGACUUCAACAAGCCUGAUGACUGCUGGAAGAAAUUUGCCUCCAACCGUAACUUGGGACUUCUGUUAUUCUUGGGAAUAGUUGUUGGCAAUUUGUGGAAGAAGAGAAAUGACAGCCAGUAUGAAACACAUUUAAACUCUAUUCCUACAUAAAACAGUGUUUUUAUUACAUCAUAUAUAUUUU